AAAGAACAACUGCCUGCUGUUUUCUCGUGGCAAAACACGAUUUGUCGCUUCGCUAAUUUCACAUUUCAAGCUACUCAUUUAUUUAUGCUUUGAUAAAUUUAGAGACAUUUGAUUACCGUUCACUUCUGCACAAGGCGUGUUGCUCCCUUUGGUAAAGAUAACUCGUGAAUGAGAUGACUUUACAAGGUGUUGUGGUGUUUUCCAUCUUGGCUCUUCUGAGCGUGAAAGCGCUCGGUCAGGAUGGAGAACCAAUGCGCUUUGAGACGCCUAAAAUGAAUGAAGAAGAACAACAUUCACCGCACACCCCAAAGUCGUUUGAGAUGACGUGUGACGCUUGCACUGCGAUUGCUUAUCAGAUGAGUAAAGCUUUACGUAAAGCAGAAGAUAAGAAACCAUCCUUGAAAGGAAAACCACUUCCAGAGUCGGAUUACCUUGAUGUGUUUGAGGCAGUUUGCGACAAUUCUUGGGAUGACUAUGGAUUGAAAACAGUUCAGGGGGUGAACCGCUUGUCUGGCCCGGGUGUGGAAGCAAAAGACUUUCCUGGUAUGAUGCAAGGGGGAGGCAAAUGGCCCGGCAGACUUGCUCAGAAGUGUGGUGGUUUGGUUGGAGACAUUGGAGAAGAUGAACUUUAUACAGAGUUCAGUAAAACAAGGGACCUCUUUAACUAUUUGUGCAAAGAAUAUACCAAGGAUUGUGUCAAAACUGACAAACAGGAAUUAUGAUAUAGGUCAUAGCACCUUACUAACAUUGAAAAGUUAAGUUUUGAUGCAAUUAUGCCCAUUUGGAAAUGGUUAAAAACUAGAGAGAUUUAUCAUUAACACUGCGGCCUUUUAAAAAGAACUGGAAUUUUUUUAAAGAGGUUUUGUCAAAAUGCUUUAAAUCUUAGCUUAGUCAGGGAGUCAGAUCACUUAUUUUGUGACCAGUUCAUACCUACAAUAAUUUUCAGUUAUUAAGAAUGGCUAAAGACAUUUUUACACUGGUUUUCAGAUUUGUUGCAUUUGUAGAAAACUCAUAAUUUAUUGAUAAACUAUUUGAAGUUCUUGGUUAGAAAUUUCUUGCAUUAACCUCUUGUUAAAAAUUACUUUUUGCUUGUUGUGAAACAAGAAAGUUGGUAAGAUGCGCAAUGCCUUUGCUUUUUGUAAAUUGUGCAUUUGAAGCAUACUCUUGCUAAUAAAAACAAAGUACUUUGAAAUUAGUCACAUA
Molecule: messenger RNA, 1203 nt
Organism: Stylophora pistillata
Lineage: Eukaryota; Metazoa; Cnidaria; Anthozoa; Scleractinia; Pocilloporidae
Product: marginal zone B- and B1-cell-specific protein
Biological process (GO): regulation of B cell proliferation
Cellular component (GO): extracellular region; endoplasmic reticulum chaperone complex
Source: RefSeq, a predicted model, not a curated record